This is a messenger RNA of Microtus ochrogaster (prairie vole), 468 nucleotides long. Its product is annotated as cancer/testis antigen 55-like. The transcript is spliced from 3 exons. The record is from RefSeq and is a predicted model, not a curated record. NCBI's taxonomy places the organism in Eukaryota, Metazoa, Chordata, Mammalia, Rodentia, Cricetidae. Bases 1 to 387 code for a protein of 128 amino acids.
AUGCGUGUCACCUCGGUAACACAGGGCAACAUCUAUAUCAGCAAAGAAACUUCUAUCCCUGCCCAGCUCUUUUCUGGAGAAUUUAUGCCUUACCAAGGAGACUUGCUGCUGAUUGAUUAUUCCUCGAAGCCGGGCAAUUCAAAGAUGAACAUCCACACUGUGAGCCCCCUCAACUUCCAGAGGAUCAGCAAGGUCUGUGUGACCAGUAUUAAUGGAAGAACUGGCGUGGUAGAUGACUUCAUCUUUUUUACCCUGGAUUCUCUCCAUACUCUUCCUGGUUAUAUACCUGCAUUAACUGAUAUUGUUAAUGUGGUUGUGGUAGACAGCAUUCAAUCGCAAUACACCUAUAGAGUGGUAGCUAUGUUUCCAGUGAAGAUGUUGUAUUAACCAAUCAUUUAAAAUCCUUUGUAAUUUUACUACUGGGCAAUAAUGCCAGAUUGAAUAAAGUUGUUUGAAUGAGCAAAUAAA